Bombina bombina (fire-bellied toad) is the source of this 1201-nucleotide messenger RNA. RefSeq names its product serine/threonine kinase 32C (gene STK32C). Bases 16 to 1155 code for a protein of 379 amino acids. Gene Ontology annotation, molecular function: G protein-coupled receptor binding; G protein-coupled receptor kinase activity; ATP binding. The record is from RefSeq and is a predicted model, not a curated record. The transcript is spliced from 10 exons. NCBI's taxonomy places the organism in Eukaryota, Metazoa, Chordata, Amphibia, Anura, Bombinatoridae. Gene Ontology annotation, biological process: protein phosphorylation; G protein-coupled receptor signaling pathway; regulation of signal transduction.
AAAGACACAGAAACAAUGUAUGCCAUGAAAUACAUGAACAAACAACAAUGUAUUGAGCGGGAUGAAGUACGAAAUGUUUUUAGAGAAUUAGAGAUCCUCCAGGAAAUAGAACACGUUUUCUUAGUAAACCUUUGGUAUUCAUUCCAGGAUGAAGAAGACAUGUUUAUGGUUGUAGAUUUACUCUUGGGUGGAGAUCUUCGAUAUCAUCUACAGCAAAAUGUCCAGUUUACAGAGGAAACAGUUAAACUCUAUAUCUGUGAAAUGGCGUUAGCUUUAGAUUACUUAAGAAGUCAACAUAUAAUACAUAGAGAUGUGAAACCGGACAACAUUCUUCUAGACGAGCAAGGACAUGCCCAUCUAACAGAUUUUAAUGUUGCAACAAUAAUCAAAGACGGUGAAAGAGCAACAGCGUUAGCUGGAACCAAACCAUACAUGGCUCCUGAAAUUUUUCAGUCAUUUGUCAAUGGAGGAACUGGAUACUCUUUUGAGGUUGACUGGUGGUCACUAGGAAUAAUGGCAUACGAACUUCUCAGAGGAUGGAGACCGUAUGACAUCCAUUCAAACAACGCUGUUGAGUCUUUAGUCCAGUUAUUUAGUACUGUUACUGUCCAGUAUAUAUCUGUCUGGUCAAAAGACAUGAUUGCUUUACUGCGCAAGUUAUUGACUGUGAACCCUGAGCAUAGAUGCUCUUGCCUUGUGGACAUUCAGACUCCAGCUUAUUUAGCAGAUAUUGUGUGGGAUGAUAUACUUGAAAAGAAGGUGGAGCCAGGUUUUGUCCCAAACAAAGGCCGGUUACAUUGUGAUCCUACAUUUGAGCUUGAAGAGAUGAUAUUAGAGUCAAGACCACUGCAUAAAAAAAAGAAACGUCUUGCAAAAAACAAAUCCAGGGAUAAUAGCAAAGACGGCUCUCAAUCAGAAAAUGAAUAUCUACAGGAGUGUCUUGAUGCAAUUCAGCAAGAAUUUGUCAUUUUUAAUCGGGAAAAGCUGAAGAAAAUCCGAGAAGGAAGGGCAGGAUCGGUGUCCAAUCAGAAUUCAACAGAUGAAGCAGAAGGUGAUGCUGAAGUUGAAGCAGAACCUGGAGUUCAGGGAGAAGGAGAGGGUUCUACUAUCAGCAUGUGCGGAUCAGUCUGUUCAUCCACUGCCAGCAACAACUAAAGGCUGCAACACUUGUGAAAUAGAUCUGACCACGUUCUGGCUUAUG